This is a messenger RNA of Triticum aestivum (bread wheat), 2300 nucleotides long. RefSeq lists its product as uncharacterized. The transcript has 3 exons. Bases 302 to 790 code for a protein of 162 amino acids. The record is from RefSeq and is a predicted model, not a curated record. NCBI's taxonomy places the organism in Eukaryota, Viridiplantae, Streptophyta, Magnoliopsida, Poales, Poaceae.
UCGUGCCUGGUUGUCGAACGAGCCGCCAGCGUGAUUUUUCCCUGACCCCUGCCAACCCUAGCCGCCGCACAAACGCCAAUCGCCGCCGGCUGUCGAUCGCUUCCCCGCGUCCCCUCGCGUGUCCUUCGCCUCCCUCUGCUCGAGGCCUCCCCGUCUCACGCUGCCAAGAGCGACUCCUGGUCUCAGCAGCCGCCCUCACCUCCCUCUCUCUCCAACCAACCCCGCUCUCCUCUCGCAUCACACAGGCGGCGGCUCAACAUAUCCUGCCGGGUGUGGCGUAUGUGGCAUCUGUGUUGUGCUUAUGUGCGUCCGUGUUUAUGUGUGUGGCCUUCUACAGGCAGAGGAAGUCGAUGGUUGCAGGCAGAGGAGGAUUACGAUAGUUCCCUUGCUCUUUGCCAGAAAAACUGAUAGUUCUUUUGAUUUGUUUUGGUCUGGAUUAGUACAAAAGUGCACUGAUAUUUGUUUUGUGGUGCAGGAGCUUCAAGACAGCAGGUUUAGCAGGGAUCAAUUGCAACCUUCGUUUAGCUUCUGUUAUGUGAACCAAUUUGUGAUGGCUUCUAAAAGCACAUGGCUGGUACAGAGCAAAUUUUACACCAGAGCCGUCGUCUCCGUCGACUUUGCCGCAAGACAAUCUGCCAUCACCUCCGCCGACUUUGCCGUAAGAUCAUCAGCCGUCGCCUGGACCUACUUUGGCGCAGGACCUGAAGGAAAGCGGCAACAAAAGCAAGAACCAAAGGCGCAGUCGCGCAAGGUCGAACCAUCCACAAAGAUCCUCUUCCUGCAGCUAUGACAACUGUGGCAAGACCUUUGUUGAUGUGGCUGCCUUGAGGAAGCAUGCUCAUGUACAUGGCGAGAGAGGCAAUAUGUUUUUUAGGAGCCUGGCUAUUUGAAGGUACCUCUAGCAAAUAUUCAUACCUUACGCCUUUACCAAUUCAUACACUAACCGGUGGUGAACUUACGUGUUUACUAGCAUUGACAAACUUUUCAGUAAUUUCAUGGUUUAUUUUAACGGACCUUUCUCUGUUGUGCAUAGUUGAUAUUGAUAUAUCCAUCCAUCCAAUCCACGAUGAGUGUUGAGUGAUUAAUCCUGCACAACCAAUAAUUCAGUUAAUUUAAUCCUACUAGAUAUAUACUCCAUCCAAUUCACAGUGAGAAUUUUAAGAACCCAUAGGCAUCAAAGUCUUGGUCUUUUUUCCUGUCCAUGUGUAGGCACAAACAGUACUCCAGCUCGGUCGGAUUAGAUAUAAGUUUGGUCUCUGCCCGAGCUCCAACUGCUGCUUGGAUUUCCUUUUUUUCCUCUCAUGCAACCGCAGAUACCAUCUGACGCCUUUUCUUUUCGUGAUUGAAUGCUGCUAAUUGAUUUCAUCAUAUGACCAUUGUUUCUCGGUUAGGGGCCUGUUAUACAUUUUUUAGCUUGACGAUGUCGUGGUCGCCCCACCGAUCAAAUCCCCGCACACACGCAACAACUCAACUCUACAGUUUGUACGCCACCACCGCCGCUUGAGCAGCCCAGCGAACGAUUUAGGUAAUGUAUCUGUAUAGGAUAAUCCUCCAUUACCAUGCACAAAGACUUCGAUUUAAUUUUAGAUCAGUUUAGGUCAGCGUGGUGAUGCUCAGCAUAAUAAGGUGUUGUGUUGUUAUAUUGAAAUAAAUGAUUCAGCAGAGGUGAAUGGUCUCUCUGACUGAUGUUGCCAGCUGCAUCACAUACUUGCUAGCUUCCCAAAUGCAGUGUGCAAUGAGUACUUUCCACAUGUAGCAGUGAAGACACUCAUUUUCAGAGCAGCUAUACUCGCAUGUGCCCUGAAUCAUUUAAUUGCUUUAAUUCUUGAACAAAUGUAGGUUGGUUCUCUUGCUUUUUACCAUGGUAACUUUGUAAACUUCAGAAGGCAUAAAUUUGGCAGCACACUCACUCGCUCAACAAUGAGCACCGGAGUCUAAAGCUUUGCCAUUGACUGAAGAACAUCAAGGUCUUCAUUACAUGAUUAUUAGUUUCUUAAAUAUUUGUGUAACAUCAGAGUACUUUUUAGUUACAGAUUUGGCAAUACCCAGGACAUUAUUCUCCAGUUCAACUAUUGGCUUUCAAUGUGGCAGUGUGAGCCAUUGUUGCUAUCACAGGAUCAUGUGGCACGUAUUUGGUUUUUGUUGAAAUAUGAUGGAGAUGGCUCUUUUGUAGUUAGAUGUGACUGCCACUCUCAUACCAAAUACUUUCAUGAUGAAAUGCAGUUGUUGCAAACAUGAGUGAAGAUGACUGUACGUGGCAUAUGUAUGAUACAGUCAAAGAAAGUGAUUGGCAUGGCAAG